AUGCCUCUCUUUGGAUCCCCCCGCAACCGCUCCCUCUUCAACCGCCGACGCUCCUCGUCGCCCUCUAUCACCAAAGCCCAGACCCACUCCACCUCGCCACAGAAGCGGCACUCCCUCUUGCACAAGUCCGGCUCCGAAGAUGCUAGCAUCGUUGCUGCUCGCGAGCGUGUCAUGAGUGCCGAGGCGGCAGAGCGCGAGGCGGAUAGGGCCUUGUUCGCGGCGAAGGCGGCGGUCAGAGAGGCGAGGGAGCAUGUCAAGGCGUUGGAGAGGGAGGCUGCGGAGCAGGCGAGAUUGGCGAAGGCUAAGCAGCAGGCGGCGAGGGGUCUGGGGAAGAGGGGGAAGGCUUUGGGCCGUCACGACCACAUUUAG
Molecule: messenger RNA, 369 nt
Organism: Didymosphaeria variabile
Lineage: Eukaryota; Fungi; Ascomycota; Dothideomycetes; Pleosporales; Didymosphaeriaceae
Exons: 2
Coding region: 1-369 (122 amino acids)
Source: RefSeq, a predicted model, not a curated record